Spodoptera exigua (beet armyworm) is the source of this 2006-nucleotide messenger RNA. Lineage: Eukaryota; Metazoa; Arthropoda; Insecta; Lepidoptera; Noctuidae. The record is from the annotation of a GenBank genome assembly.
AACAUUCCUUCUGUUGAUGUGUCGUGAUUGUCCAAUAUAAAAUAUCAAUAUUUUGGAAAUUUAUGAAAGAAAAGCUCUAAUUUGUAACUCAAAAAGCUUAAAUACAUACUAAUAAAUAUAUUUAAUCUUUCAAUGGUACGGUCAUGGACGAUAGGAAUAUGGAAUCUGGCUGUUCUCAUUACAAUGAUGUUGAUAGCGAACACGCUCGGUGUAUAAUUCACAUCGAUGUAGACUGUUUCUAUGCACAAGUGGAGAUGGUACUAAAUCCGGAGUUGCGGUCGGUUCCGCUCGGCAUACAACAGAAGAACAUCGUCGUAACAAGCAACUACGAGGCCAGGAAGUACGGCGUGCAGAAAUGUAUGCUUGUUACGGAAGCGUUAAAACUUUGUCCUAAUUUAAAACUUGUAAAUGGUGAAGAUUUGCACAACUACAGAACUGCUUCUAAUAAGAUAUUUGCAGUUUUACAGUGUUGGAAGUGUCCAGUGGAGAAGUUGGGUAUGGAUGAAAAUUACAUUGAUGUCACAAAUUUAGUACAAGAGAAGAUGAAAUCUGUAAACAGUAGCAAUGUUUCUCAUGCUGGUCAUGUGUACAGUGAGCCCAGUAUAGACUGCCCCUGUGGCUGCCACACCAGACUGAGGAUAACAUCACAGAUAGCUAGUGACAUGAGGAAAAAAAUAUUUGAUGACUUAGGUUUCACAACUUGCGCUGGUAUCGCACACAACAAGUUGUUAGCUAAACUAAUUUGUCCCCAAAACAAACCGAAUGACCAAACUAUUAUAUUCCCUGAACAUGGGACCAGUUUCAUGUCCACUUUACAGAGUAUACGGUCCAUUCCAAGUAUUGGUUCAAAAACUGCAGAAGCACUUAUAUCUAACAAUAUCAUAACUGUAAGUGACUUACAGGAGGCAUCCCUUGAUGUGUUGAAAAAGCACUUUAGUAGUGAUAUGGCAGUCAGAUUGAAAAGUUUAAGUAUAGGUGAAGAUAAUACUCCAGUAAAACAGACGGGUAAACCUCAGAGCAUUGGCCUGGAGGACAGUUUCAAGAUUGUUAGUGUCCGGAGUGAGGUGGAAGAUAAGUUCACUGCACUGCUACAGAGAUUGCUAGUCCUAGUCAGGGAAGAUGGACGUAUUCCAGUCUCUUUGAGGGUCACACUUCGGAAGAAAGAUGCCAAGAGACUGAGUAGUCACAGAGAAUCAAGACAGAGUCAGAUCUCUCCUUCCAUUUUUACCCUUACCAGUGGCACUCUGACAGUGACAGAGGCAGGCCAGCAGAAACUGAUGAACAUAAUUAUGAGAUUAUUUAACAAGUUAAUUGAUUUGACCAAACCAUUCCAUUUAACUUUAGUGGGAUUGGCAUUCACCAAGUUCCAAGAGCGCAUGACAGGCAGGGGGUCUAUAGUGAACUACUUAAUGAAUGAUAUUUCCGUCCAAUCUGUGCUUAAUUUACAAAAUGAAUGUGAUACAUCUGCCACAUCUAUGGAUUACUCUGCAGUGUCGCCAAGCAGUAGCACAACAACCGAUCUCUCUGAUGCUGAAGUUGAGCCAUCACCAAAAAAACCCAAAAAAGUUACAUGGAUAGCAAAAAGAAGAUGUCUGGCCAAAGAAGAGGUUGCAUCUCCAAGUAAAUUAAAAGUUGGCGAACUCCGACUAAACUCAAAAGAGCUUGAAAAGGUGUCAGAACUAAGACUGAAUUCCCGUGACCGAUCACUCACGCCACGCGCCAGUCCCGCAAAAGACAACUUGUCUGAUACAUCAGACACUAUGAGAGACUGUGAAGAAAAGAAUUGUGAUGACUGUCCAAGCUAUGUUGAUAAAGAAGUGUUCAAUGCACUCCCCAACGACAUGCAGAAGGAACUCAAGUCCAUGUGGAAAAACCCCUCUAGCUCAGAGAUGCCGAGAAGUAGUCCUAGAACGAACAAAGCUAAACCGAACACAAUUAUGAAAUAUUUUGUUCCACACAAAUAGUAUUAGUAAGAUUUUAUCUUGUUAAUUAUUUUAAGUGAUAAG